Molecule: messenger RNA, 11550 nt
Organism: Cinara cedri
Lineage: Eukaryota; Metazoa; Arthropoda; Insecta; Hemiptera; Aphididae
Source: the annotation of a GenBank genome assembly
AUGAACGAUUCUCAGUUUGUUCAAGAGCAUCCGCAGCAACAUUAUGGUGCACCACCAACGUUACAACAACAAAACGGUCAACACAAUCCAACGUCAGAUAGUAAGUAUAUCUGUAAUUGACCAACUCUUUGAAUAUUUAUACUGAUAUACAUUUUUUCUUACACUAGUAAAAUUAGUUAAAUAGUUAUGUACACAGUGAUUGAAAUUAAUACUUUUUUGAAUGUAGGUACCUAUACAUUUUUGUAAGUCUUUCAAUAAUAAUGUUAAACAUAUAUUUCAACAAAAUUUUGUUUUUUGAUUAUAUUAUUAACAAUCAUCAUGAUUUUAGGCUUAUAAAUUUAAAAAAUAUUUUGUUUAGAUUCAUGAUAAGUUUAAAACUAUACUUGUGAAAAAGUGGUACCUAGGUAUUUAAUUUUCAAGUUUAAGUCUUGGUCAACAUAUUGUUUAUAUCUGUCUUUGAUGAAUAUUUUUAUUUUAAAUUUCAAGAAAAUUUUCUAAUUGUACCUAUUAAUGGUUGAUAUAUUUUUUUUGAUCCUACCAAAUUGUCUAAUAAAAUACAAAUUUUCAAUUUUAAAUUUAUAGAUUUAUCAUAUAAUCGUGACGAAGGUCAGUUUAAUGAUCAAUUUUCUCAACUUGGAUUAAAUAGUGAAUCUUCAUUUCCUUCAGUUCAAAGCAAUACCUAUGUGAGUUAUAAUUUAAAUAAUUCUUAAAUGAUUCACUUAAUAUCAGUGUAAGUAUGUAGUUAAUAUUAUUUUUAUAUUUUAGGCUAGUAAUAACAUCAAUAAUUUUCCAAAUGGACCACAAACUAAUAAUCCUCAAGUAUAUGCACAAAGUAAUUUUCUUGUUGAACAGUCUGGCCUCCCCAAGCAAUUUUCUUCAGCAGAACCCUACGGAGGAGAUUUUAAUCAAAAUGUACCCCCACCAAAUAGUUUUAAAGAAAAUUCAAAUAAUAUAGCACCAUUAUCAUCUUCUUUUCUUGAAAAUAGCAAUCAAUCAAAUUCUAAUGACGAAAUUAGUAAUAUAGAUUCAAGAGAAUUGAUUAAUUGCAUACCUGGUAGCUUAAAUGAAGUACCAAUAUCUAGUAAAUCAAAUGCAUUUAAUAGUUCAAGUGUAGUUCAAAAUCAAUUUGGUCCUGGAUUAAAUUCUUUAUCUCAACAGCCUCAUUCAGCAUUUUCUGUUGUUUCAUCUCAAUCAAGAGAAUAUCUAGGUAAUACAGGAUUGCCAUCACUUCAACAAUCAAAUUUUCCACCAAAAUCUAAAGUGUCAGCUCAACAUUUAGAUUUUUCACCACAGUCUAAUUUGGCACAGCAACAACCAGGUUUUCCACCACAACCUAAUUCAACUUUGCAGCAACAAGGUUUUCCACCAAAAUCCAAUCUAACAUCCCAGCAAUCAAGUUUUCCACCACAACCCAUUUCAACAUUGCAACAAUCAGGAUUCCCUCCAAAAUCCAAUUCAACGUCGCAGCAACCAGGUUUUCCACCAUUAACCACUUCAACUUCGCAACAAUUAGGAUUAUCAUCUAAACCCAAUUCAACACAACAUCAAUCAGGUUUUCCUCCUCAAUCCAAUUCAAUGCCACAGCAACCAGGUUUUCCACCACAAUCAAUUUCAGCAUCACAACAGUCUGGAUUCGAUCCUCAACCCAAUUCAAUGUCACAGAAACCAGGUUUCCCUCCACAACCAAGUUCAACAACUACGCUACCAGGAUUCCUUCCACAACCCAAUUCAAUGUCACAACAACCAGGUUUUCCACCACCACCAACUUCAACAUUGCAACAAUCAGGUUUUCCACCCCAAUCUAAUUCAACAUUUCAGCAACCAGGUUUUCCACUAAAACCUAAUCCUACGUUACAACAACCAGGUUUUCCACCACAAUCCAAUUCAAUAUCACAACAACCAGGAUUCCCCCCACAACCCAAUUUGACGUUGCAGCAACCAGGAUUUCCAUCACAACCUAGUUUAACACCUCAACAACCUGGUUUUCCACCCCAAUUUAAUACAUUGCAAAAAUCCACCCCAAUUUAAUACAUUGCAAAAACCCAGUUUUCCACCACAACCCAAUGCAACAUUGUCACAAAAUCAACCACAAUCAAAUUUGAUAGCUCAACCAGGUUUACCACCUAAACACCAACAAACAGGAUUUCCUCUUCAACCUUCAAAUUUAUCAUCACAAGCAAGUAAUUCACAACAACAAGGUAGUAGUACAUCUUUUCAGCAGCCUGGAUUUCCUACUCUGCCUAGUUCACCGCCCCAGCAGCAAGGUUUUCCAACUCAAUCUGGAAGUUUACCUUCUCAACCAAUUGGUUUUCCACCUCAGCAAACUGGUUUCCCACCUCAGCAACCUGGUUUAGUACCCCAACAACUGGGUUUAUCACCUCAACAAACCCAACUGCCACAGCAACCUGGAUAUACUCAACAAUACAAUGGUUUUCCGCAACAACCGAAUUAUCCACCUCAACAAAGUUACACUACUCAACAGCCAGGUUUGAAUCAAGGCACACCAACUUAUAUGGGUCAACCAGCUCCUAGUAGAAGAUUAGAUCCAGAACAAAUGCCUAGUCCAGUUAGUAUUCAAUUAUAUUACAUUUUUAUUAAGUUUAGUUUCCACAGUUCAUUUAUUUGCUGAAGGUUUACUAUUUGUGGAUAUUUUCUAUAUAGUGAGCACUUAUUUGGUGCACUUCUGUGUUAUUUGUUAUUCUGCAGUAUGCAGAGAGUAUCCACAAAUAGCAUUAUCAGGUAAGAAUGAAAUAACCUAAAAUUAGUACAUUUUUUUUAAAUUUUUAAAUCAACAUUUAAAUAUUAUUUAUCUUGACUUCUUUAUAAAUGUGCCACUAUUUCACUACUGAAUUAAUGUAAAAAUUGUCUUUAAUAUUUUCUAUCUAAGUUAUUAUUUAUAUUAAAAUCAAUUCUAUGAUUAUUUCUAAACAACAUCUAGUAAAAUUAGAAUUUUGUUUAACUAUUAACCAAUUUAAGAAUUAUUUGCUAUUUGUUUUUUUUUAAUGAUAUCUAAUUAUGUUUAGGUACAAGUUAUACAAGACGAUCAACAAUCUAAAGGUGGUAUUUUUUUAACUAAUCAAAGAGGUCUCGUACCUCCUUUGGUUACUACAGAUUUCACUGUACAAGAUGGCGGUAAUGCUUCACCUAGAUUAAUAAGAUCUACCAUGUACUGUGUACCAACUACAACAGACAUUAUGAAACAAGUGAAUACAUAUUUUUUAGUAACUAUGAAUAAUUUAUGUGUUAAUUAACUAGAUUUAAAAAUUGAUUAGAGUUCUGUGCCAUUCGGGUUAGUGAUUAGUCCAAUAGCAAGAAUAAAACAAGAUGAAUAUCCUCCACCUAUUAUAAACACCGGAGAAAUGGGACCAGUUAGAUGUAAAAGAUGUAAGGCUUACAUGAGUCCAUUUAUGCAGUUUAUUGAUGGUGGAAAACACUUUAUAUGCCUUUUAUGUAAAACUUCAACGGAAGGUAAGUUUUAAAUUAACAUAUUGUAUUUUAUAAAUCUAUAUUAAAAUCAAAAUGUUCUAUUUUAGUGCCAGUUGAAUAUUUUCAACAUUUGGAUCACACUGGUCAGCGGCUUGACCGCUUUGAAAGACCUGAACUAUGUUUUGGAUCAUAUGAAUUUAUUGUCCCAAAAGAAUAUUGUAGGGUAUGUACAUAAUCAAUAACUGAGUGUUAUAAUUAAAAAUUUAGGUAUUUGUUUUAUACAAAUAAUAGAAGUACAUAACAGCAUAAUAUUAUUCUAACUUAUUGCAUUUUUAUCUUUUACCAGAUGUGGUAUAAUGAAAUUAAUGUUAAACAAAAAAAUACCUAAUCAAUUUAUUGUCUAUUCAUUAAAUAAUCUUUGUUUUCAUUUAUUACUAUUUUAUUUGGUCGUUACUCAAUUAUGGUUUGAUUGGUUAGGUCAAGUGAAACAAAGACAGUAAAUUUCUAAAUCUACAAUAUCUUUUUAGAAGUUAUUAGUUUGUUUAUCUAGGGCAAAUCGCUAACUUGAUAAGUUUUGUUAACUAAUAAGCUCUAACUUCAAGCCUUUCUAUUUACUUUAUUUACCCAUGCAACUUCAAUUUAUGAACUUUUAUUUAUUUUAUAUUUAUUAUUCAGAUAUUCAGUAUUUUAAUAAUUAGCAUAAGGUAUACUUGUUUUGUUGUAAAAUACAUACAUAUCGUUAUUAAAGAUUUAAUAUUUAUUAUGUACAUUAAAUAUAGUGAAUUUAUUUUUCAGAAAGAAACACAACCAAAACCUCCUGCAUAUAUUUUUGUGAUAGAUGUUUCUUAUAAUAAUAUUAAAUCUGGACUUGUACGACUUAUAUGUGCUUUCAUGAAAGAGUUAUUAAGCAAAUUGCCAACUGAGUUAGGAGAAGAAAAAAGUAAAAUACGUGUUGGUUUUAUAACAUAUGAUACCACUGUUCAUUUUUAUAAUAUUAAGGUAAGAUAAAUUUAAAGUAAUUAAAAAUUAAGAUUACUAUUAAUAUUUGUUUAUUAAUUAUGUUUUUAUGGACAGUUUUGGCUCUGUAUUUUGUUAUACAUAAAAUUAAUAAAAAUAAUUAUAAGUUAUAGUCCAGUUCAGUGGUUUAGAACCUGAUACAAAUUUCGACGCUCUAAUUUUUUUUUUUCAUCUAUGAUAACCCCUUUAAAAAUCAUUUAAUAGAACUUAAAUAAUACGAUAUACAGUAUAUUAUGGUAAUUUACAUAUAAUUACAGUAAUUAUGGGUUUUGGUCACUCGCUAACUGUCUAGAUAACAGUUCUAAAGAAUAGCUAUAAAUACUUAAAAUAUAAUAUACAGUCUUAAAAAUGUAGAAUAGAAGAAUUUAAUUAAAAUCUAAGUCUUAGAAAAUAUCACAAGAAAAUUCAUAACAAUUAAAUACUAAAUAAACUAUUCUAAAACUAUUUAAAAAAUUGAGUAUAUUUAAAGUUGUAAAAAUUUUAUUUAUUUCAGGAAACAUUAGUUCUUCCUCAAGUGAUGGUUGUUGGCGAUACUACAGAAAUGUUUGUGCCAUUGUUAGAUGGGUUUUUAUGUAAUCCAGAAAAAUCUUCUCAUGUUAUAGAUGCUUUAAUGGAUAUAAUUCCUUCUAUGUUUAAUGAAACACGUACUACUGAAACUAUUCUUCUACCAGCUAUAACAGCAGGGAUGGAGGCCUUAAAGGUAUCUUUAGUUUUAAAUAUGAUUUUUAUCAAACAAUAUUAUGUAAUUUAUGAGUUUUAACAAUUUAAAAUAUUAAUAAUUAUUGUAUACAAGUGAUUUUUUAUCAUGAACCAGCAAUUAUCUUGGAUUUUUUUUUAAGUUAGUUUGAUUUCUAAUUUCUUCAGAUUUGACUAGACAAUAUUUUUCUAGUAAUUUUGAUAUUAAUGUUAUUAUUUUUUUUUCUAAAUUCUAUACAAUUUUAUAUUAAUAAUUUUUCAAAGUGUUUUUUAAACAGAUCAGUUAUGGUUUGUGUAUCACUGAUUAGAUUCCCUUCAUCAAGCAUGGUGAAAUUUUGUGAAUUUGUGUCCUUUGACUGAUUUACAUUGCUUGAAAAACAGUCUGGGAUUCAUUUUAGUUUUCAAUGUCCUCAAUAACUUUCUUGAAUGCUAACCUCUUUUGGCGUCUUACUAUACUGUUGGCUAGGUUUCAGUAACUGUGCCUAUUAUUUUUCCCCAAUCGAUUCAACUUCAACUGUUGGCAAUUUAUUUCAUUUGUUAUAAAUUCUAACUUAUGAUAACUAACCUAUGCAAUUCUUUUUGGUCAGUGGUUUUAAUCCAGUUGAACUUUUUUUGAUUCUUUGUUGUUUCCUUCUCCAACUAACUGAUAGUUUGUCAGAAAAAUCUAUUACAAGGAAGUGGUUGGUGUCUCCGUCCACUCCCUUAUAGUUCCUCACAUUGCUGAUACCAGAUUUAUGUCUAUUCUCAAUUAUAGCGUGGUUAAUUUCCCUUUUAUUUCUUGUAUUUGAAGAUACCCAUGUUUGUUUGAGGAUAUUCUUUCUAGGAAAAAAAGUACUGCUUACCACAAAUAUGUUCAAAAAGGGGGAGGAUUCCUAUUUGAAAAUCAAAAGUAUAUACUUAUUUCAGGUGUGUAGAGUAGAGGUAAAAAGUUAAAAAUGGUUUUAAAAUAAAGCCUAAACAAUUCCAUUAUGAUUGGAAAAAACAGAAAUCAAAUUCACUUAAAAUCCUCUGAGGUAACUGCUGGUUUAUGAUAAAAAAAGACAUCUUAAGAUAAUGGGGACGGGUGCAGCCACUGUUAUAGAUAAUUAAAUGUAUACCCGUAAGCAACAAUAAACCAUUACUUUUGAAAAAAAAAAACGAUUUUGAGCGGAGUUGAGUUGGUAGUGAUGCUUUGUCAACAAUAUGCAUGUCAUUUUAUAUUAAAAUAAUUAAAUAGGCUUUAUAUAUUUCCUUUAAUAAUAUUUGUUUAAUGUUUUACCGAUUUUUCCAAAUUUUCCUAUGUUUUUCCCAAUUGUCCCUGUUUAUCCUGGUUUUUCACAUUGGCUGGGAAAACUCCUGAGAAAAUUAAAAAAUUACCUCUCUAAAGUAUCUCCCUAGAAAAUUUUUUAGAAACAUUACUAUCAUUAAAAGUUUGAGCAAAAUUGCUGGUAGAAAAGUUGUGCACAGGAAAAAAAAAUUAACAUCUUUGUAAAACCAUAAGCUUCUCCGCUCUUUCAGAAUAUAAUCUAAAAAUCGCACUGUAUUUUAUGAAAACAUAUCUAAUUUAAUAUAAUUAUUAUUUAAGCAAUUUUUUUUUUUAUUGUUGACUAGUGGAAAACAAUAAAUUACUCAAUGUAUUGCUACCAUGGACUCAUAGUUAUUUAUUUGUAUUAUUUGUAUGUUUUUAGAAAGCUGAUUGCUGUGGUAAAUUAUUUGUAUUUCAUUCGUCUUUACCAAUAGCAGAAGCUCCUGGUAAACUGAAGAACCGUGAAGAUCGAAAAUUACUCGCUACUGAUAAGGAAAAAACUAUAUUGAGUAAAAGAAAUAAAAAUCUCUUAAAUAUUUUUGUUUUUUUAAACCGCCCGAAAGCUUUUAUUGUAACAAUUAAAAUAAAUCUUUAACAAUACAUUAUCAAAGGUGUGCAUAAAUACUUGUGAUGUAUUUAUGUACAAAAAUUAAAAAAAAAAUAAAAAACGUGUGGAAUCUUUCUCCCAGUGGAGUGGCGGUGGUCUUAGUUUAAGAAUCUUAUACUAAGUCACAUGGUCUUCGGCGAUUGAGACGUCUAAUAUCUAGAGAGUUGUCUAUUAGUUGAAUUACUACUGGAUUGGUGUGUUGAUCCAGUCUUUUCUCAUAUUUGCGGGCAAACUUGGUAAUCUCGUCCUGGACAAAGGUGAUCAUUAUAUCUCUGUGGAUAAUAUUAUUUCUGUCAUACCGGUAAGCUUCUGGCAAUGGUACGGAGAGCGAUGUAAUGGCAAAGUUUUCCAUAAGUCCAUAUUGGUUUAAUUAUCAUUACGUACAAGAGGCGUUUGCUUUUGAGGUCUAGUGCGGAAUGUUUUCCGACCAGCCAAUAUAGUUGUCACAUUUUCUUCUUAAUUUGCAGUUUUUUCUGUCUAACGUGGUGCUUCUAGUUGAGUCGAGAGUCCAGGUUUUUUCUAGAUAUUUUGCUGAGUCACAUUGUGAGAUGCUCUGCUUAAUUUUGUCAUGUUAAAGUUUGCUAGUACAAUUUUAGAGUAUUUUUUUAGUUCAUAGUGCUUUAUAGACUCUUAUAAUUACAGCAGUACCAGCCCGAGUUCUACCACUAAGAUGAAUCCUUAUCUUUAGAAAGGUCGAUGUUGUAAAGUGGUGCAUUUCCGAAAUAAUGGCUAUGUCAAUGUUUUCACUGUGUAAAAGGUCUUCAAGUUCUUGUCUGCGCUGUAUUAACCCAUUGGCGUUCCAUCCAAUGAUUCAUUUCUUUAUUUUCUGCGAAGUAUUUUUGGACUUUGUCUGGUUUAUUUCCAGUUUGUCCAUUCUUGCUGUGAUAUUUGCUAGUGUUUGUGUUAUAUUGAUUAACACGACUAAAAUCAACAAAUCUCCAAACAUCCUGAGGUUUAUUUGGAUCGAAUUUUGAAGUGCUAGCCAUGUGCAAGUAUGAAACAUUUGUUGUGACAGGUUUCUUCUGUAUUUUUUGUGCAGCAGAGACUUGUUUUGGGUGUGCUGGUUUCUAUUACAUUCUUAUAAGCAGAGCAACCCUUCCAGUUGGCUGUGUGAUUUUCACCACAGUUUGCACACUUUGCUUUUGUCUUUUUAGAUUUUAGGCAAUCUUCGGUUCUAUGUUCACUACAUUUCAUGCAUACAUCCGAUUCGUGACAGAUUUGUGUGUGUCCGAGAGCUUGGCAGUUCUUGGUGGUUUUAUUUUUAUUAUCUGAUGACAUAGUAGUUUUAUGUUGUAAAUGUCUUUAUUAUUCUCCCGUGGUUUUAUAUCUACAAACAAUAAUGGUAGCCCUAUGUAUGUCCAUUCACUGUUUUUGUUUUUAGGAUCAGAUUUUUUCUUGAUCUGUAUAUUGGUUAUUUUGCUUACCUCGUGGCCUUUGGUCAUACAGUUCAUUGGUAAUUAUUUCUAUAAGUCAUGAUUUAUACCUCUUAAUACUACUCAAAAUGGUUUUUCACCUUUUAAUUGGUAAUGAUGGUAUUCAACUUUAUUUUCAUUUAAUAUUCUUAUUGUACUUCUGAAUUGACUUUCGUUUUUUAUUAAGAUUCUUGUCUCAUCAUUUGAUAGGACUUUGAAUUGUUGUUCGUUUCCUACCGGCUCUUAAUAACUAUACCUUAAUAAUUGUUUUAAUUUAUCAAAAUGUUUAACACCUUUGAUAGUUAUUGAUGGGGUUUAUAUAUUUUUUAAGUAUUAUCAUUAGUCGGGUUUUUAUUACUAUUUUGUUUAACUUUUGAAGUUACGUUAACAUCUUUUGAAACUGAUAUGUUAGAAUUAGGGGUCGUUUUUUCUAAUUUGUUCUCUUUUUUUUGUAAUUAAUUGUGACGAUUUAAAUACCAGUACUAAUUCACUAUUUUUUAUUUGUAGUAAUUUUUGACUUGCUUGUAGUUCUGCCACUUGGCGAUGGAGUUGUUCGUUGGCGUGUUUUAAUUUGGUUAAAUAUUAGAAAUAUUUGUAUUAAUAUAUUAUUUGUCUAUUUUUAAUAGAUCCCCAAACAAAUGUGUAUAUGGAUUUGGGACAGGAGUGUGUUCAAGUUGGUUGUAGUGUUGAUUUAUUUAUUACUAAUAACUCUUUUAUCGACUUGGCUACAAUUGGUGAAAUUACUAAAAUUACUGGUGGUGAAAUUUUCAAAUACACUUAUUUUCAAGUACGUUUCUAAAUGAAAUAUAAUUAUAUUGUAAAUAUAAUUUAUAAAUAUAAAUAUAUUGUUAUAAAAGUAUAAAUGUGUUUAUAAAAGAAUUUGUAUUUUUUAAAUUUAGGCUGACAUUGAUGGAGAACGAUUUUUGUCAGAUUUAAAACGUGCUAUUAGUCGACCAACUGUUUUUGAUGCUGUUAUGCGAGUACGUACAUCAACCGGUACUCGUCCCACUGAUUUCUAUGGACAUUUCUUUAUGUCAAACUCCACUGAUGUCGAGUUGGCUGCUAUUGACUGUGAUAAGGUAUGAUUUAAACAUUAUUGAUGUAUAUUUUAACUUAUUUUUGAAAGUUGAAAAUGAUGUACUUAAUAUAAAAGUUCUUAAUAUUUCUACAAAAUGUAAGAGUUCAAAAUUAUUCAUUAUUUAAAAUGUAACUAUACCUAAUAGAGAUAACAACAAUACAUAUUUUUUAUUUUAUUAAUAACAAACAGAAAUAUUUCUUCAAAUGUUUAUUUGAAUAAUUUAUUAGCAAAAAUUAAAUAGUUGAAUUUUAUUGAUAUUAUUUGCAAUAAAAAAAAUAAUGUAAAAAAGCCCCAUAAUACUGAAAUUACAUACUGGCUAUUUGAUUUACUUUAACACCAAUUAGAGGUGUAUUACUUUUUAAAAAUUAGUUUUAAAAAAGUUAUUAAUUACUAUUAUUUCAUUUAAAACCAAUAAUUAACUUCUUUUCCUCAAAAUUAGUAGUUUCUGUAAUUUUUUAAAUCAUGUAUUUAGUUCUAAUAUAAAAUUAGUUAAUUUGAUUAAUUAUCACAGUAUUGUAAUAUUAUGAAAUUAAUAUUUUCUAUUCUAAAUUAUCUGUAUAAGAUGUUUUCCUAAUCAUGAUAUAAUCUAAAUACUGUUUAAAUUACUGUUGGUUAUAUAAUUUGAUACAAUUUAUUGUAUUUUUUUAAAUGUAUACUAAUAAUUAAUAAUUAUACUAUUUUAAUGCAAUCUUCUGUUUUUGUGGCUUAUUAAAAACAAUUUCCUACCUGGAUGAUAAAUGUCUGUUUUUAUUUUGUACAUCAUUUGUUCAAAGUUGAAAUAAUAUGUUAUUUAAUAUUAUUCACUUCUAGGCUAUUGCUAUUGAAGUAAAACAUGACGAUAAACUCGAUGAACAAGAUGGAGUAUUGGUACAAACAGCUAUAUUAUACACAUCGUGUAGUGGACAGAGGCGUGUUCGUAUAUUAAAUCUAGCAUUACAAUCUAGUGGACAAAUGAGUGAAUUAUAUCGUAGUUGUGAUUUAGACACAAUAAUAAAUUUCUUUGGUAAACAAGGUGGGUUCUAAUAUUGUCGAAUUAUGAUGCAUUCUAAUAGAUAAUAUAUUAAUGGUUUUAUUUUUAUUUUAUUUAGUAAUGUAUAAAAUAUUGGAAAGUUCUGGACAUCGAGUAAAGGAUGCGAUUACCAAUAAGGCCGCUCAAAUACUGGCUACUUAUAGAAAACAUUGUGCAUCACCAUCUUCAGUUGGUCAACUAAUUUUACCAGAGUGCAUGAAACUAAUGCCUUUAUAUGUUAAUUGUAUAAUUAAAAGUGAUGCAAUGUCUGGUGGUAUGUUAUUUUGAUUUUUAAUAUUAUCACACAAUUUAUACUAAUUAUUGGUGUUUUUUUUCUGCAGGUUCUGAUAUGACUGUUGAUGAUCGUUGGUAUAACAUGCAUUUGGUCAUUACUUCAGAUAUACCUACAACAUUAGGAUAUUUCUAUCCACGUCUGAUUCCCAUUCACACACUCAAUGACGAAACACCUUUGGACUGUGUCUCAAUACCAGAGCAAUUGAGAUGUUCCAUAGAAAAGUUUUCUGAAAAUGGUGCUUUUGUUUUAGGUAAAUUAAAAUAUUAUUUUAUGUUUUAAAUAAAUUACAAUUAUAAUAAUACAUUUUAUUAUUUAGAAAAUGGAGUUUAUAUGUUCAUGUGGCUUGGUUUGGGUUUAAGUCAAACAUUUUUAUCGGACGUGUUUGGCGUUCAGAAUAUAGCACAUGUUGAUACUGAAUGUUCUACUAUUCCCAUUUUGGAUAAUCCACUCAAUAAAGCAGUUCGUCAGGUGUUGUUUAAAAUUCAAGAAGAACGAAGCCAUUCAAUGAGAGUAUGUAGACUUGAACAACUUUUUCUAUUAAUAAUUAAGUUUGUUUGUGUUGUUUAUACUUUUUUUGUUUAUAGCUUUCAAUUAUACGGCAAAGGGAUAAAAUUGAGACUGUUAUGAGGCAUUUCUUAGUUGAAGAUCACGGCAUUGACAAUAGCCCAUCUUAUGUUGAGUUUUUGUGUCGCAUGCAUAAAGUAAUACGCGAUAUGCUCAGUUAG